GACGUUCUUCGAACCUGUUUCCUGUACAACACCCAAAACUAAAGUGCGCUUUUUUUACUGCCGGGCUCCGUUCGCAAACUCAGCGCAGCUGGUAAAAAAAAGCGGAGAAAUGCAAGCCAUUAAAUGUGUCGUGGUAGGUGAUGGAGCUGUGGGGAAGACCUGUCUACUCAUCAGUUACACCACCAAUGCCUUCCCUGGAGAGUACAUCCCCACUGUGUUUGACAACUACUCCGCCAACGUUAUGGUGGACAGCAAACCCGUCAACCUGGGGCUGUGGGAUACGGCAGGGCAAGAGGACUACGACAGGCUCAGACCUUUGUCCUACCCACAGACGGACGUCUUCCUCAUCUGUUUCUCACUCGUGAGCCCAGCGUCAUACGAGAACGUCAGAGCCAAGUGGUACCCAGAGGUGCGACACCACUGUCCUUCAACUCCCAUGAUCCUGGUGGGUACCAAGCUGGACUUGCGGGACGACAAGGAGACCAUCGAAAAGCUCAAAGAGAAGAAGCUGGCCCCCAUCACGUACCCACAAGGCCUGGCACUGGCCAAAGAGAUUGACGCGGUGAAGUACCUGGAGUGCUCCGCCCUGACGCAGCGGGGGCUGAAGACGGUGUUUGACGAGGCCAUCCGUGCCGUCCUUUGCCCCCAGCCUGCCAAGACCAAGAAGAACACCUGCCGGCUCCUCUGACAGUCUCUGAGGAAAGCAGAACAUACAGACCCAACAUACAGACCCAGCUGUGCACCUGUAUUUUUACACAUUUUUUUACCUUACACUUUGAUGGUUCUGUCAUGAUUUAGUCAUAAUUAGUGUAUAGGAUAUGGCUAUUUAAAUGCUAGUAAAAGCAACGGUGAACAAUUAAUAUUUUCGCCACUGGAAGCAUGACCUUGAUGUAUAAAUUGUAUGGAUGACAGUUUCACAUGAUAAAUGAAUUUGCAUAGAAAUUGCAUGAAAGGUCAGGGGUUUCUGUGAUAGAAGGAUGCAGGUGUUUCACAAAUAUGAAACUUAGAAAGAGGCCAGGAUAUUGCAAUAUUCUGUGUCAGACCCCUCAGCCUUCAGUUGUCCAGGUAUAUCGUUUGGAUCUGGACUGAACCGGUGCAGUACCCAGAAAUGGACUGUUAUUUUGUUACCAUGGAGUUCCUUGGACUUUAAAAAAUAAAGUGUUCCUUUAUCUCGGGCUUUAUCUCAG
Messenger RNA from Scleropages formosus (Asian bonytongue), 1187 nucleotides. RefSeq names its product ras-related C3 botulinum toxin substrate 2. Gene Ontology annotation, molecular function: GTPase activity; GTP binding. Lineage: Eukaryota; Metazoa; Chordata; Actinopteri; Osteoglossiformes; Osteoglossidae. The transcript has 7 exons. The record is from RefSeq and is a predicted model, not a curated record. Gene Ontology annotation, biological process: small GTPase-mediated signal transduction. Bases 110 to 688 code for a protein of 192 amino acids.